Molecule: messenger RNA, 1238 nt
Organism: Helianthus annuus (common sunflower)
Lineage: Eukaryota; Viridiplantae; Streptophyta; Magnoliopsida; Asterales; Asteraceae
Product: tRNA (guanine(9)-N1)-methyltransferase
Exons: 3
Coding region: 18-1064 (348 amino acids)
Biological process (GO): tRNA N1-guanine methylation
Cellular component (GO): nucleus
Molecular function (GO): tRNA binding
Source: RefSeq, a predicted model, not a curated record
AACAAAAUAAUAAUCCAAUGUUCACUCUUAGCAACCUGAUAACUUCAACUUCAGCCCUCAUUUACAAGCCAAACCACCAAGUCAAACUUGCAAAAAUGGACGCCACCAUCACCACCACCGCCGACCACCACGUCGCCACCCAAUCCGCCACCACCGACCACCUCUCUCCACCACAACCGCUAUCAAAAAACGCCCAAAAGAAGCUCUUAAAACAGCAACGAUUCGAAGCGAAAAAAGCAGAGAAAAAAGCGGCCAUGAAAGAGGAGAAGAAGCGGCAGGGGGAGAGGAAGCGGAAAGAGUGGGAAGAAAAGCUGUCGAAUUUAUCAGAAGAAGAGAGGUUGAAGACGAUCGAGACGAGAAAGGGGAUGCGGAGAGAGAGAAUGGAGCAGAGGAAUGAGGAGAGAGAGAGUAAAACCCUAAGGCUUUCGGAGGCGAAGAAAAGUGGUCAGAAGGUUGUUCUUGAUCUGCAGUUUUCGGAACUUAUGGCUCCUAAUGAGAUUCAUAGUCUUGUUAAGCAGAUAAUGUAUUGUUAUUCCGUGAAUGGAAGAAGUGUGGUCCCAUGUCAUCUUUGGUUGACCGGCUACGCGGGGGAAAUCGAAAGCCAAUUACAAAAGAUGCCCGGGUUCGAUAAAUGGAUAAUCGACAAGGAUACGGGUCCGUAUAUCAAUACUUUUGAAAGUCAAAAGGAGAAUUUGGUCUACCUGACAGCCGACUCCGAAAACAUGCUCUCUGAACUUGAUUUAAACAAAAUUUAUAUUAUUGGCGGGCUUGUGGAUAGAAACAGGUGGAAAGGGAUAACCAUGAAGAAGGCCGUAGACCAAGGAAUUCAAACCGCAAAACUUCCGAUCGGCAACUACCUCAAAAUGUCGGGUUCUCAGGUUCUUACGGUGAACCAAGUGAUAGAAAUACUUCUCAAGUUCUUGGAAACGAAAGACUGGAAGGAGUCGUUUUUUCAUGUGAUUCCUCAAAGAAAAAGAUGUGAAACCGAAGAACAAGUGGCUCAGGAAGAAGAAGGGGAUGAGGAAUCUGAGCAAGGGUUGAAAAGGCAAUGCAUUGAAACAUAGGUGUAACCAACCUUUCAUUUUGACUUUGGUAUUUUUAGAAUUUUGCAUGUCAAAAACAUUUUUUAGUUGGAUUUAUUUUGAUUUGGAGUUCGAACGCCUCUUGUGCCUCAUCUAUAGUACGAGAUAUUCACCAUAAAUAUACCUUAAUAUCUUGUAACAUGCUUGAAACACAAA